AUGAAUCUCCUAGACCCCUUCAUGAAAAUGACAGAAGAACAGGACAAAUCUAUUUCCGACGCCCCCAGCCCCACUAUGUCGGAUGACUCUGCCGGGUCCCCCUGUCCCUCUGGAUCCGGCUCGGACACGGAGAACACCAGACCCCAAGAAAACACCUUCCCCAAGGGGGACCCGGACCUGAAGAAGGAGAACGACGAGGACAAGUUCCCAGUGUGCAUCCGAGAGGCAGUGAGCCAAGUGCUCAAGGGCUACGAUUGGACCCUGGUCCCCAUGCCAGUCCGGGUCAAUGGAUCCAGCAAGAACAAGCCCCAUGUGAAGAGACCCAUGAACGCCUUCAUGGUAUGGGCCCAGGCGGCCCGGAGGAAGCUCGCUGACCAGUAUCCCCAUCUGCACAACGCUGAGCUCAGCAAGACCCUGGGGAAGCUCUGGAGGCUGCUGAACGAGAGUGAGAAGCGUCCUUUCGUGGAGGAGGCUGAGCGGCUGCGGGUGCAGCACAAGAAGGACCAUCCCGACUACAAGUACCAGCCACGGCGGAGAAAGUCGGUGAAGAACGGGCAGUCGGAGCAGGAGGAGGGCUCGGAGCAAACCCACAUCUCCCCCAACGCUAUCUUCAAGGCACUGCAGGCAGACUCCCCACAGUCGUCCUCCAGCAUCAGUGAGGUGCACUCCCCCGGAGAGCACUCGGGGCAAUCGCAGGGUCCCCCCACACCCCCCACCACCCCCAAGACGGACACACAGCCGGGCAAGCAGGACCUGAAGCGGGAGGGACGCCCCCUGCAAGAAGGUGGCCGGCAGCCACCCCACAUUGACUUCCGCGAUGUGGACAUCGGCGAGCUCAGCAGCGAUGUCAUCUCCAACAUCGAGACCUUUGACGUCAACGAGUUCGAUCAGUACCUUCCACCCAACGGCCACCCGGGGGUCCCGGCCACCCACGGGCAGCCCGGCCAGGUCACCUACACCGGCAGCUACGGCAUCAGCAGCACGUCAGGCUCACAAGCCGGGGCUGGCCACGUCUGGAUGUCCAAGCAGCAGCCGCAGCCGCAGCCCCCACCGCAGGCGCAGCCAGCAGCGCAGCACGGGCUGCCGGCACUGAGCGGCGAGCAGGGCCAGGCGCAGCAGAGGACACACAUCAAGACAGAGCAACUCAGCCCCAGCCACUACAGCGAGCAGCAGCAGCACUCCCCGCAGCAGAUCAACUACAGCUCCUUCAACCUCCAGCACUACAGCUCCUCCUACCCCACCAUCACCCGCUCCCAGUACGACUACACCGACCACCAGAACUCCAGCUCCUACUACAGCCACGCUGCCGGCCAGAGCAGUGGCCUCUACUCCACCUUCACCUACAUGAACCCCACGCAGCGCCCCAUGUACACCCCCAUUGCAGACACUUCUGGGGUCCCCUCCAUCCCCCAGACCCACAGUCCACAGCACUGGGAACAGCCCGUCUACACACAGCUCACCAGACCCUAA
Messenger RNA from Indicator indicator, 1470 nucleotides. RefSeq names its product SRY-box transcription factor 9 (gene SOX9). The coding region runs from base 1 to 1470 and encodes 489 amino acids. Gene Ontology annotation, molecular function: RNA polymerase II cis-regulatory region sequence-specific DNA binding; DNA-binding transcription factor activity, RNA polymerase II-specific. Gene Ontology annotation, cellular component: nucleus. NCBI's taxonomy places the organism in Eukaryota, Metazoa, Chordata, Aves, Piciformes, Indicatoridae. Gene Ontology annotation, biological process: positive regulation of chondrocyte differentiation; negative regulation of transcription by RNA polymerase II; heart development. The record is from RefSeq and is a predicted model, not a curated record. The transcript is spliced from 3 exons.